AUGCCUUUUGAUUACCGCCGAUUUAAUGGUCCAGAAGAUAGUGUUUCAUAUAAACGCUUUUCUGCAAAUUUUCUGCGAACCUACGAUGAACUAUAUAAAGACUUACUAGAUGAAAACGGUAAAAGGAAGGAUGGGCGCGCAUUGAAUGAAGCACGAAGUUUGUGUACGUCUUUCACUAGAACAAAUAUAGUAUCGCAAGCUAAAGGGUCGGCAUAUGUAGAACUUAACAAAACAAAGGUUAUUUGUUCCGUUUUUGACCCUAGAGAAAUAACUGGUCAUCAGAAUGAAUAUAGUUGGUUUGGCCAAAUCUAUUGUGAAGUUAAAUUCGCGCCAUUCUGUUGCCCUCGGAAAAGAAGACAACUUGUUCCAGAUUCAGAUGAAAAAGCUUUAUCAGCUGAUCUAAAAAAAGCUCUAGAGACUGUAGUCAGGAGAGAUAAAUUCCCUAAUUUUCAGAUGGACAUAUUUGUUUACAUCUUAGAACAUGAUGGUGGUUGCUUAUCUGCAGCAAUAAAUGCUGCAGGAUUAGCAUUAGCAGAUGCAGUGGUGCCAAUGUAUGAUAUUGUUUCAGCCAGUUCAGUUGCUAUAAUCAAUGAUCAGAUUAUUGUUGACCCUACAGAAGCGGAAGAGCAUUUAGCUUUAAUGUACACUGAUAAAGAGAAAAACCAUGGCAUAGUAACAAUGUGUUUUAUGCACCAUUUAAAACAAGUUACAGACUUUCGGCAAAUUGGUUCAGUAGAUGCUGAAUGUGUAUUGAAAGUUAUGGCUAUACUAGAAGAAGAGUGCGAUAAAUUAAUGUUAGUAAUAAAGAAAAUUAUGGUGAGCAAUGUUGUUAGGCAACACAAUGAGCAUAAAGUGUUAUUAGAAGAAGCAAAGUUCAGGGAAGAAGUGCUUCAAAAUAAAGUUGAGGAAUGGAGAAAGUUAUUAAACGCAGGAUGA
Pieris macdunnoughi is the source of this 936-nucleotide messenger RNA. The record is from the annotation of a GenBank genome assembly. Lineage: Eukaryota; Metazoa; Arthropoda; Insecta; Lepidoptera; Pieridae.